AAACAUUGGUUGAAGAACCUAUUAAGAUUGAUCUGAUUGAUGAGGCAGAGUUAAUAAGACAGCUUAAGAUCAAACCUACCAAUAUCGCCGAAUGGAAACAAAGACAUUACAUAACAGGCUAUCUUAAUAAGAACCAGAAA
This is a messenger RNA of Racocetra fulgida, 140 nucleotides long. The record is from the annotation of a GenBank genome assembly. Lineage: Eukaryota; Fungi; Glomeromycota; Glomeromycetes; Diversisporales; Gigasporaceae.